CCCGGAGGCGGUUCCCGGGUUGCGGUGAGGGAAGUGGGUCGGGAGGAGAGAUGGGCGGUGAAGAGGCCCGGCUCUGCCGGGGAGGCGGGCAGAUCCGUGGCGGUGAUCAGAAGGGGCCGGAAGGGGGUGGCCGCUGGUCGGGCCCCGCCCUGGGGCCGCCUCCCCGCGGGUUCCGUUGGCUGUGGCGGCAGCUGACGCUUGUGGCGGCGGUGGCUCGGGGUGGGCGUAAGAUGGCGACAGCAGCGCAGGGACCCCUAAGCUUGCUGUGGGGCUGGCUGUGGAGCGAGCGCUUCUGGCUACCCCAGAACGUGACCUGGGCUGAUCUGGAGGGGCCGGCCGACGGCUACGGCUACCCGCGCGGCCGGCACAUCCUCUCGGUGUUCCCGCUGGCGGCGGGCAUCUUCUUCGUGAGGCUGCUCUUCGAGAGGUUUAUUGCCAAACCCUGUGCACUCCAUAUUGGCAUCGAGGACAGUGGUCCUUAUCAGGCCCAACCCAAUGCCAUCCUUGAAAAGGUGUUCGUAUCUAUCACCAAGUAUCCUGAUAAGAAAAGGCUGGAGGGCCUGUCAAAGCAGCUGGAUUGGAAUGUCCGAAAAAUCCAAUGCUGGUUUCGCCAUAGGAGGAAUCAGGACAAGCCCCCAACGCUCACUAAAUUCUGUGAAAGCAUGUGGAGAUUCACAUUUUAUUUAUGUAUAUUCUGCUAUGGAAUUAGAUUUCUCUGGUCGUCACCUUGGUUCUGGGACAUCCGACAGUGCUGGCAUAACUAUCCAUUUCAGCCUCUUUCAAGUGGGCUUUAUUACUAUUAUAUCAUGGAAUUGGCCUUCUAUUGGUCCCUUAUGUUUUCUCAGUUUACAGACAUUAAAAGAAAGGACUUCCUGAUCAUGUUUGUGCAUCACUUGGUCACCAUUGGGCUUAUCUCCUUCUCCUACAUCAACAAUAUGGUUCGAGCAGGAACUCUGAUCAUGUGUCUACAUGAUGUCUCAGACUUCUUGCUGGAGGCAGCCAAGCUGGCCAAUUAUGCCAAAUAUCAGCGGCUCUGUGACACCCUUUUUGUUAUCUUCAGUGCUGUUUUUAUGGUUACACGUCUAGGAAUCUAUCCAUUCUGUUUUUCUGUUCUAUUCUAUUCUAUUUUUGCCAAUAGAACACAAGAACCCUAUUGCCCUGCUUUUACCUUGGCCUGUGCUGACCUUUUAUGGACUCUCAUAGGACCUCUGCUGCCUCACACCGUAUUUCUAGCAAGGUCGGAUCCAGACUCAGAGUACUCGACUCGGUUGGCUUCUGGUUUUUUUGACUCAUCUCUGAGGAACAGUCCUAAUUUUAUGCCUAAGAUUCUGAACACGACCCUCUUUGAGAGUUGGGAGAUAAUCGGGCCUUAUGCUUCAUGGUGGCUCCUCAAUGGCCUGCUGCUGACCCUACAGAUUCUGCAUGUCAUCUGGUCCUACCUAAUUGCACGGAUUGCUUUGAAAGCCUUGAUCAGGGGAAAGGUGACCUGUCCAGGAAGGAUUAAACCCUGUACUCUCCACUCUUUCCUCACCUCCUUCCUUUUUUCUAUGCCUGGCGGGAGCUGGACAGUUUCAUCUCUUGCAUGUAUCUAAGGAUGAUCGCAGUGAUGUGGAGAGCAGCUCAGAGGAAGAAGAUGUGACCACCUGCACAAAAAGUCCCUGUGACAGUAGCUCCAGCAAUGGUGCCAAUCGGGUGAAUGGUCAUAUGGGAGGCAGCUACUGGGCUGAAGAGUAAGGUGGUUGCUGUGGGGACUUCAGUACACAUGGACUUGUAGGGUCACUGGCAACGUACUCCUCUUGGCCCUUCCCAUAUCUACCCUUCUGUGACUGGGGGACUGCAAGGCACUGAGGAGUAUCAAAGAAGCAAAUAUUUUCACUUUGAAAGAAAAUGCUGCCAUUUUGUAUUUAAUAGCCUCCAAGUUCUUUCAGUAAUGUUAUUUGCUCUGUUUUUGUGUGUUUGUUCAUGUGCAUUUGUGCAUAUGCGUGAGUUUCAUUGCUGGGGUUGGGGCACAAUUCUGGACUGGAGCCAUGAGGCCUUCCCUAGUCCCCUUUGAACCCACCUUAGUUCCACAUUUGGCUGCAUCUUGAAUUAUACUGACUCCAGACUGUCUCCUCCCUUUUUGCCCUUGGCUCUUGAGGCUCUAAACCCCUGGGCCAUCUGAAUGGAGCAGCCAAGUUCAGUCCCAGAUUUCUGCACUGUUCCUCUUUCACAGCUAGAAUACGUUGCAUGAUGAAGUUGUAUAGAAACAGAACCAUGGAUGGAUGGCCAGGAUUACUGUGGUCCCUAGCUAGAUCCCCUUCCUAUCACAUGAUAGCAACAGGGACAGCUGCCAAUACCCUACUCUUUACUCAAUGGUACCCAGGGAGGGGGCAUGGGAAGAGGGUGAGCUGAGGGCUGGAGGAGGACAACAGCCACUGGGUGAGCUGUUCACGGUCUUGUACUAUUGUUUACUCUGUGAUUAAAAGUACUUCAACCCAC
This is a messenger RNA of Chlorocebus sabaeus (green monkey), 2478 nucleotides long. The record is from RefSeq and is a predicted model, not a curated record. NCBI's taxonomy places the organism in Eukaryota, Metazoa, Chordata, Mammalia, Primates, Cercopithecidae.